Molecule: messenger RNA, 2084 nt
Organism: Helianthus annuus (common sunflower)
Lineage: Eukaryota; Viridiplantae; Streptophyta; Magnoliopsida; Asterales; Asteraceae
Product: dynamin-related protein 4C-like
Exons: 2
Coding region: 1-2052 (683 amino acids)
Cellular component (GO): microtubule; membrane; cytoplasm
Molecular function (GO): GTPase activity; GTP binding; microtubule binding
Source: RefSeq, a predicted model, not a curated record
AUGGCUCUAGUAGACACCAAGGGCAGUGCAUCAAAAAGAGCCACCCACAGCCGCCACAGCUCAUCCGACAGCGACGACUACUCAUCACUAGUCGGCGAAUCUGAUGCCGCUGCCCCAGACCACCACAAUGCACCACUAAUAUCCACAUACAACGACCGCAUCCGCCCCUUACUCAACUGCAUUGACAAGCUCCGCCAGCUCAAAGUCAUGCAAGAAGGCAUCCAACUCCCCACAAUUGUCGUCGUAGGCGACCAGUCUUCUGGUAAAUCAAGCGUCCUCGAAUCACUGGCCCAAAUCAGCCUCCCGCGGGCUCAAGGCAUUUGCACCCGCGUCCCACUCAUCAUGCGGCUUCAGCACCACCAAGACCCACACCCACAACUUCACCUGGAGUACCAUGAUAAGACGGUUGUUACCGAUGAAAGUCGGAUUGAAGAGGAUAUUAUUUCUGCUACUGAUGAGAUUGCAGGAAUGGGUAAGGGGAUAUCUCACACUCCCCUAACUUUGGUUGUGAAAAAGAAAGGUGUUCCGGACCUCACAAUGGUUGAUCUCCCCGGAAUCACUAGAGUUCCGGUACACGGUCAACCAGAGGACAUAUAUGAGCAGAUAGCUGCGAUUAUCAACGAGUACAUAACACCCGAAGAAAGCAUCAUUUUAAAUGUUCUUUCUGCUUCAGUUGAUUUUUCGACAUGUGAGUCCAUUCGGAUGUCACAACGUGUUGAUGUAACCGGGCAAAGAACGCUAGCGGUUGUAACAAAAGCGGAUAAAAACCCUGAAGGUUUGCUAGAGAAGGUGACUGCUGAUGAUGUGCACAUUGGUCUUGGUUACAUUUGUGUGAGGAAUAGAGUUGGUAAAGAAAGCUAUGAGGAAGCUAGAGUUAAAGAAGCCAAGUUGUUUCAAUCGCACCCGCUUCUUCGGUUGGUUGAUAAAUCAAUGGUUGGGAUACCGGUUUUGGCUGAUAAGUUGGUUGAGAUUCAAUCAAUGAUCAUAUCCAAGUGUCUUCCUGACAUUGUGAAGAAGAUCAAUGAUAAGCUCACCGGUUAUGUUGGUGAACUUAACAAGUUACCGCGAAAGAUGACAUCUGUUGCCGAAGCAAUGACAGUUUUCAUGAGAAUCAACGGUUUGGUUAAAGAGUCAUUGAGGAAGAUUUUUAUCCGAGGCGAGUUUGAAGAGUACCCAGAUGUUAAAUCCAUGCACUGCACCGCUCGGCUAUCAGAAAUGUUGAAUGAUUAUUCUGUCAAGCUGCAGCUGACCGCUGAAGGCGAACAAAAGGGGCUCUUUCUUGUUGAAGAAAUUAGGGUUUUGGAGGAAGCAAAAGCGAUCGCGUUACCCAACUUCUUGCCUCGAACCGCUUUUCUAACGGUUCUUAACAAGAAGGUGAAUGGGAUAUCCGGUAUGCCAGUUGAGUUUGUUGGAAACUUGUGGCGGUACAUAGAAGAGGUUGUGCUUAGUGUGUUGAUGCGUCAUUCGGAUAAUUUUCCUCCACUUCAAGCUUCAAUGAGACGAGCUGGUCACAAUUUGAUUGCGAAAAUGAAAGAUGUUUCGCUCACACGAGUGAUGGAAAUGGUGGAAAUGGAAACUAUAACUGAUUACACUUGUAAUCCGGAAUAUAAUGUGAUAUGGAACAAGCUCAUGCAACAUCAACCAGCUUUCAUGGAGGCUGUAACUGAUCAUUCUAAACCGGUUGUGAUUGGGUUCGAGUGGUUUAAUGUGGAUAUCGCGCAUCUGAGAAGCUAUGAUCAUGAUGUUGUAAAACAAGCGUUUGAUAUGAAGAUGAGGAUGGCAGCUUAUUGGAAGAUUGUCUUGAGAAGGAUGGUGGACUGCAUGGCUUUGCAUAUGCUUUUUAGUAUACAAAAUCUAGUUAACAAGGAUAUGGAGAGUGAGAUUGUUAACGAGAUGAUGGUUCCUCAUGGUGGCGGGAUUGAGCGGAUGCUGGAGGAGUCUCCGGUGGUGGCCGGAAAGCGGGAGAAGCUGAACCGGAGUGUUAAGUUGCUAAGGGAGUCAAAGGAUAGUGUGACUACCAUGAUGGAUCAGGUAGCUACAUAUGGGGAUUAGGUGGUUUUGAACAUUUGAUAUGGUUUUUGUUU